GUGUAAUUUUUUUUUUUUUAUAUCGGCUGAAUGCUGAGUCAAGCAGAGUCAAGUUGACGACUAAAAUCCACUAAAAUCUCUCCCAUACAUUUUGUGUAUGUGUGUGUAAAUAUUUUUUAGUUUAUUUUUUUUUUUUUAUCAUUUACUGUUGGAUGACUCACAUGACAAUUAUCAGAUGUCAAAAUUAAAAAACAGCUAAUCAUAAUAUUAGUUAUAAAUAUUAUAAUUAAUAGUAUAUUUAUAAAAAACCCAUAUUGGGAAAAUAAAAAUGUUUCGUACACCACAUUUUGAUAAAUUACUUGAAAAAGCUACAAGUAAUUUACAUUUAGAGCCAGAUUGGCCAACAAUACUCCAAAUAUGUGAUCUCAUACGUCAAAAUGAUGUCCAGCCAAAAGUAGCACUAGCAGCAAUACAAAAAAAAAUAACAAAUGCAAAUCCUCAUAUUGCAUAUUUUGGUUUAUUGGUACUUGAAUCAUGUGUUAAAAAUUGUGGUAGUUUAAUGCAUGAAGAAAUUGGUACAAAACAAUAUAUGGAACAACUUAAAGAUAUUGUUAAAACAUCAACACAUGAAAAUUUAAAAAAAAAAAUACUUGAAUUAAUACAAGCAUGGGCAUUUGCAUUUAGAAAUAGUCCAAAAUAUACAGCAAUUAAAGAUACUGUAACAAUAAUGAAAGCUGAAGGCUAUGAAUUUCCAUUAUUAAAAGAAAGUGAUGCAAUGUUUUCAGCAGAUACUGCACCAGAAUGGGCUGAUGGUGAUGAUUGUCAUCGUUGUAGAGUAUCAUUUAAUUAUAUACAACGUAAACAUCAUUGUCGUGCAUGUGGACAAGUUUUUUGUGCUCAAUGUUCAAAUAAAAAAUCAAUGUUACCAAAAUUUGGUAUUGAAAAAGAAGUUAGAGUUUGUGAAGCUUGUUUUGAUAAAAUAAAUAGCAAGCCAAGUACAGCAAGUACAAAAGAAACUGAUUUACCAGUUGAAUAUUUAAGUAGUUCAUUGGCACAACAACAACAGGUACCAAAUCGUAAAACACCUGAGGAAGUACAAGAAGAAGAAGAACUUGCACUUGCACUUGCAUUGAGUCAAAGUGAAGCUGAAGAAAAAGAAAAACAAAAAAAACGUAUGACAAAUGCAUAUAAAAUAAAUUCAUCAUUAAUAAAUAAAACAACAUAUUCACCACCAUCAUCACCAGCACCACCAAGUCCAUUAUUGACAAAUAAAAAAGACCAACAACAACAACAAUCACAUCAACAACAACAACAAGAUGAUUCACAAGUUGAUCCAGAAUUAGCACGUUAUAUGAAUCGUAAAUAUUGGGAACAACGUGAAGCAUCAAUAAGUGAUGAACAAUCACGUCAAAGAACAGAUGUAACAAGUCCAUCAGCACCAAAUAUUAGUAGUCCAAUGCCACAGAGAUUAGUUGCAACUGAUAAAUCAGAUAAUAAUGAUGAUAUUGAAAAUAUGGAUGAAUUUGUAGCUCAUUUACGUUCACAAGUUGAAAUAUUUGUAAAUCGUAUGAAAAGUAAUUCAUCACGUGGACGUUCAAUAUCAAAUGAUAGCUUUUUUCAAAAUUUAUUUAUGACAAUAUCAACAAUGCAUUCACGUUUAUUAAAACAUAUUAGAGAACAUGAUGAUACACGUGUUAUGUAUGAAGGUUUACAAGAUAAAUUAGCACAAGUUAAAGAUGCACGUGCUGCACUUGAUGCAUUAAGAGAAGAACAUCGUGAUAGAUUACGUCGUGAUGCUGAAGAAGCUGAACGUUUAAAACAAAUGCAAAUGGCACAAAAACUUGAUAUUAUGAGAAAAAAGAAACAAGAAUAUUUACAAUAUCAACGUGAAUUAGCAUUACAAAAAAUUCAAGAACGUGAAAGAGAAUUACAAAUGCGUCAAGAACAACAAAAACAACAAUAUAUUAUGGGUAGUUAUCAACCGGUUGGUAAUUAUAUUGGACCUAAUCAACAAGGUUCACCAAUACAUCAAUUACAUUAUCAUCAUCAACAACAGCAACAGCCUCCUAAUAAUUUUAACCAAAUGUCACCAACAACAAAUCAAGGUCUUUAUGCAUAUGGACAAGGACAAAUUGGUAAUUAUCCAAUGCAAAAUUAUGGCAUGCCAUCAAUUAAUCAAAUGGGACAACAACAACAACAACAACACAUGAUGGCUGGUAUGGCAAAUCAACAAGAGCAUCAAACUGCUCAAUUGGCUGGCAAUGAAGCAAUUCAACAACAACAACAAUCACAACCACAACAACAACCACCACAGCAACAAGGAAUUAUGUCACAACAAAUACAAAAUAAUCAAAAUCAUCCACAAAUGACACAAUUAAGUGGUCCUGGACACCAAAUGGUAAUGCCUACUGGUCAUCCAUCAACUGGACCAUCACAGCUAUCUCAAAUUCCACAAGUUGGUCAUCAACAAGCACCAGGACAUAUUGCCAAUCAAAUAAACAUGCAACAUCCUCAAGGUAUGCCAACUGGACCACAAGGUAUGCCUUUGGUUCAAGGUAAUAUACCAACUGGACCUCAUAUUAUACAUUCUGGUCAAGGUAUUCCAUCUGGAGCUCAAAAUAUUCCAAGUGGUCCUCAUAGCAUACAACAAGGACCUCAUAGCAUUCAACAAGGUCCUCAUACUAUACAACAAGGACCUCAUAGUAUACAACAAGGACCUCAUAGCAUACAACAAGGACCUCAUAGCAUACAACAAAGACCACAAGGAGUUACACAAAUAUCACAAGGACAAAUGACCCAUGGACCUCAGGGUCCAAUAACACAUAGACCACAGCAAGGUCAUAUUAUGACAACUGGUAAUCAAGGUAUUCCAAUUGGAACACAAAAUAUUCAAACUGGACAACAAAUUACACAACAUCCACCAAUUGGAAAUAUUGGUACGAUUAAUGUUAAUCCAGGACAUCAGGCUAUUGUUCAAGGACAAAUACCACAAAUAUUACCAUUCCAGCCACAACCACAACAACAACAGCAACAAAAACAACAAAAUGUUACAACAAUUGGUGAAUCAAUAAGACCACUCCAAGAUAUAAAGACUUCUGGUGAUGACACUGCUGAGCUCAUCUCUUUUGAUUAAUUAUAAAUAUUAUUUUAUUAUUAUUGAUUAUGAAAAUUUAAAAAAUUAAUAAAUACAAUAAUAAUAUUAAUAAUAAUAAUGAAAUAUAAUAAUUAUUAUAAUUAAUUAUUUGACUUUAAAUCAUUUGAUUUUUUUUUUGUUUUUAAAAUUAAUCAUUAAUUUGGUUUCAGGAUUUUUUAUUUUUUUAAAAUGCACAGUGAUUUUUUUAAAAAAAAUUUGAGAAUGUAAUUUAUUUAUAAAUUCUAAAUUAAAGGAAAAAAAAGGGAAUAUAAUAUUAUGUAUAGGAAGAAAGAAAAUUUUUGUUGACCCAUUUAUUUUGAAUAUUUUAAAGUCAAACGAUUAAUUAAAAAUAUUAAAAUUAAAUAAUUGUAGUAAUGAAAUUUUAAAAUAAUGAACAAAAUAAAAAUCAAUAAAAUAAAAAUAAA
Molecule: messenger RNA, 3498 nt
Organism: Aphidius gifuensis
Lineage: Eukaryota; Metazoa; Arthropoda; Insecta; Hymenoptera; Braconidae
Gene: Hrs
Product: hepatocyte growth factor-regulated tyrosine kinase substrate
Exons: 4
Coding region: 269-3073 (934 amino acids)
Molecular function (GO): metal ion binding; phosphatidylinositol binding; ubiquitin binding
Source: RefSeq, a predicted model, not a curated record